AUGAUCCAGACGAAGAUUGGGGUAAGGUCGCCACGGUUCAUGGUGCAGUCAAUGAUUUCAGGACGCCUGUCCUCUUGGACACCGGGGCUACGGUGA
Phytophthora nicotianae INRA-310 is the source of this 96-nucleotide messenger RNA. RefSeq lists its product as hypothetical. The transcript has a single exon. Bases 1 to 96 code for a protein of 31 amino acids. Lineage: Eukaryota; Oomycota; Peronosporomycetes; Peronosporales; Peronosporaceae. The record is from RefSeq and is a predicted model, not a curated record.